Molecule: messenger RNA, 1742 nt
Organism: Pipistrellus kuhlii (Kuhl's pipistrelle)
Lineage: Eukaryota; Metazoa; Chordata; Mammalia; Chiroptera; Vespertilionidae
Gene: ZCCHC12
Product: zinc finger CCHC-type containing 12
Exons: 1
Coding region: 4-1206 (400 amino acids)
Cellular component (GO): nucleus
Source: RefSeq, a predicted model, not a curated record
GUCAUGGCUAGCAUCAUUUCACACAUGGGUAAUAGCCGGCGGCAGAACACACGCUUGCCGCCUUGGGCCCAUUCUAUGCUGAGGUCCCUGGGUAGGAGUCUUGGUCCUUUAAUGGCCAACUUGGCAGAAAGAAACAUGAAGUUGUUCUCAGGGAGGGGGGUGCCAGCCCAGGGGGAAGAAACCUUUGAAAACUGGCUAAUCCAAGUCAAUGGGGUCCUGCCAGAGUGGAAUAUGUCUGAAGAAGAAAAGCUCAAGCGCCUGAUGAAAACCCUUAGGGGCCCUGCCCGGGAGGUCAUGCAUUUGCUCCAGGCAGCCAACCCCAACCUAAGUGUGGCAGAUUUCUUGCACGCAAUGAAAUUGGUGUUUGGGGAGACUGAAACCAAUGUGAGUGCCCAUGGUAAAUUUUUUAACACCGUGCAGGCCCAAGGGGAGAAAGCCUCCCUGUAUGUGAUCCGUUUAGAGGUGCAACUCCAGAAUGCUAUUCAGGCAGGGAUCAUAGCUGCGAAAGAUGCAAACCAGACUCGCCUGCACCAGCUCCUUUUAGGGGCUGAGCUGAAUGGGGACCUGCGCUACAGACUGAAGCAUCUUCUCAGGAUGUAUGCAAAUGAGCAGGAGCGUCUUCCCAAUUUUCUGGAGUUAAUCAAGAUGAUAAGGGAGGAGGAGGAUUGGGAUGACACUUUUAUUAAUCGGAAGCGGGCCAGGAGAUCUGAGUCAAUGGUGGAGAGGGCAACCAGUCCAGUGGCAUUUCAGGGAUCCCUACGGAUAGUAAUCGGCAGUGCUGACUGCAACGUGAUAGAGAUAGAUGACACCCUGGAUGACUCAGACGAAGAUGUGAUCCUGGUGGAAUCUCAGGACCCUCCACUUUCAUCCUCUGGUUCUCCUCCCCCCAAAAGCAGAACCAGACCUCAGGAUCAAGUGGUAGUCAUUGAUUCCCCCAAUAGUUCCCAGGCUCAAUCUCCUUCCACCAGUGGGGGUUCUGGAGAUAAAAAUGAUGGUCCUGGGAAUAUUUGUAGAGCCAGGAAGCGAAAAUACACAACCCAUUCUUCAUAUUGUGGCAAGGAGGACCACUCAAAGGAAACUUGUGACAAGAGCAACAAGGCUGAGAUGUUUGAAAAUCUGGUCAUGACCCUGCAGGAGCUGACACAUACAAAGGAGGAGAGGUCAAGAGAGGCUCCUGACCAAUCUGAUGACCCUUCUGAGCUAUAGUGAGGUGCUAGCCUUCAGCCUUAAAUGAAGCGUUAAGGUAUAUUCAGAGCCCAGUGAUAGGAAAACUGAGGGAGGGGGUCUCUAAUUGCAUGAAUUAAUCCCCAUAGCAGCUUUUAUUAGGGUUCAGGAGAAAGGGUCUUGGAUACAAGCACAAUGGAGAAAGAUGGCCUGUCCUCUGUCCUUGCUCCCCACCCCCACCUCUGCUGCCUAAGGGUCUGUUUUCUGUGUGUGCUCAUUUCCUUGAUGGCUUUAUUCUCUUUGUGAAAGUGAUAUAAUUCACUGUUAAAUCUUCAAACAACAAAAAAGUACAAAAAGUCAAGUACAAAUUAGUCCAAAUCUUCUACCCUUAUAUAACCAUUGUCAACCCUUUGAUGACUAUCCUUCUAGAUACUUCCAUACACCUAUAGUUUGUAUUCAGAUAGAUAUAUGUACAGAUAAAAGUGUCAAAUAUUAGUGCUGUUCUAUUGUCUGUAUUUUUUCACCAAACAAUUUGUUGUGGGCUUCUUUCUAUGUCAAUAAAUAUAUAUCAGCAUCUA